ACCAUGGAGAAACGUGGAUGGAAGAGCGUGAAUAACGCAUCCCCUUCAGCCCAGGAAUUAGAGCAAGCUUAUGAAGAGAUCAAGGAUCUUCCCAGAGAAAAGUUAGUGAAGCUAGAGAAGGAUUUUAUUUCAACUUGUGUAUCAUUGAUUAAGAACGGUAUUGAGUCAAAAGAGUCUUCUAAAGCCCUCAGAAUUCUGCUGAGAGCUGUCAAGGAAGACUGAGUCUUUGAAACAACAUUCUCAAAAGCUUUGAUCAAGAAAUGCAAAAUUGAGAGGCUCCUCGCAUCUUCUGAUGAGGAUGAGGUGAAUACCGCUCUUGAUUUUACAAGUUUUAUCCUAAGGAAAUCCCCUGAGAUUGAUUACACAGACUUAUCUGAAGAGUCUGGCAUUCUACACAGGAUCAAAAGAGGUGAAUCUUCAAGGCAAUGGGGAGAUUUAGAGGAUCUGAACAACGCUCAACAACAGCUCUUCAAAGCUUUUGAGGAUCAUGGAAAAACUGUAGGAAGCGCAUUCCAAGAAAUUUACAACCAUAUCGAGAAGAUCCGUGGACAGCUCUCAGAAGAUAUUAAAUAGCAACAGGGAGGAAAACAUCAGAUUGAAUAACUAUAUAGAAGCAUUUAGAGACAAACAGCCUGGACCUACGACUGAUAAAAAGUCGGCUCUUGAAAGUGUAGCCAAGAUAGAUUCGACCUUCAACCAUUUUAACUCAAAAAUCGAUGAGAUCGAGUUGUUUCUAAAUGACAAAAUUAUUAAAAGAAUCGAUCUCCUUGAACAACAUGAGGGGCACUUUGAGGAACAGAUAAAGGCCGUGAUCAACAAACUGAAGUUCCUAAACCAAAAAUCUAGCAAGAUUGAAGAACAGUUGAAUGAGAAUCAUGAAAAUGGAAUUCUGAAAACAGAUGAAAUCUACCAAACCAUGGAUGAUAUCAAGAAGUUAGUCCAAAAGAAAGUAUCCAGGCUUGAGCAGUUAGUAAUCCAAAGAGAAAACCAGGACAUUCCUACCUACGCAGAUAUGAAGGUGGCUUUCCAGAAGAUAAAAUAAGCUUGAAGAGAAUGUCCUUGCAAUACGCACCUAUCAGCAUGAGCUAGAUGAGGUCUUUGGGCUUCAGAGCAAGGAAAUAGAUUCCUUGAUCAAGAUGACGUCAAAUAACAAUUAUAUAAAGAUUCGUGAAAUAGAGGCUAGUAUUGACAAUUCCAAGAAAGAGUUCACAGAUUACCAAGAUUCCUCUGAUAUGAAGCUCAAAGAGAUCCUCAAAGAUAUGGAAGCAGUCAAGCAACAUAGGAAGAAGUUAGAAGCACUAGAGUGGGCUGAGGAUGACUCAGCAAAGCUUAGCGUGCUCGUAGCCGAGUCUGAGCAGCUUUGGACUUUUGUUCAAGGCUUUGUUGAUGAACAGAGUAUUACUAAAACUAAGAUAAUGAAGAAUUUGAAAUUAGAUCUUACUGAACGGAUGAAUGCAUUUGAAUGGGUUUCUAGAAAUGCUAUAUAUCUCACACCACAAGCUUUAAGUCACUGUGUAAAUGUAUUUAAACUCCAGUAUUCUCAUGAGGAUCCAGAGAUUUCAAACAGAUAUAUACUUGGAUCUCACCAGUCCCAUCUUGCCCAAACAGUUUGUUCGAAACUGAAAAAGUUAUGAAAAGUUGCUAGAAAUGAUGAAAAUGAGCAGAAAAUAUUCUCUCAGUUGUCCAUCCUUGAACCUGCACUGAUCAAUGAUAUGAAUCUUGAGCUUGUUUUAACCAAGAAUAUGCAUGGUGUUUUCUUACAGUUAAUCAACACGAAAGCAUUGAUGGAGGAAAUUACUAAGCCAACAACUCAAUCUCUAAAAUAUCUCAUGAGGUGCCUUGCUAGCUCACUAAGAAGUGAGGAUUCUAUCCUGAUGUAUCUCAAUGAAAAAGAUUGCAUCAAGAAGUUAGGAGUUGUCUUAAAGUAUGUCAAUGACCAAGAGAUCCUUGCUAAUGCCUCAAAAUGAAUCAGAUUGUGCUGUAAAUAACAAAGCCAACAUAAAACAGAUUCAGGAAGAUUGUUCAGAUCUGCCAAACAUUUUGGUAGACACCAUUAUCAAAAAUGUUGAAAGUCUGGUCAUUACACAUGAGGUUUUGGUUGCACUAACUUUCUUCACAGCUGUAGUUGAUGCUGUUCCACAUCUUCAGCUUGACAACCUAAAAGUUCUGGUACAGCUACAUAAGGAUACCUCACAUGAAAAGGUUAAGAGUAAUAUAAAAGUGAUCUUACUCCAGUGAGCAAGGAUCUUAGAGUACGAAGAUGAGCUGGGCAAGCUCAAUGCUGGGUAUAUACUCACAGAUUAGACCGCAAUAU
Messenger RNA from Moneuplotes crassus, 2314 nucleotides. The record is from the annotation of a GenBank genome assembly. Lineage: Eukaryota; Ciliophora; Spirotrichea; Euplotida; Euplotidae.